This is a messenger RNA of Asparagus officinalis (garden asparagus), 2961 nucleotides long. Its product is annotated as putative pentatricopeptide repeat-containing protein At4g17915. The record is from RefSeq and is a predicted model, not a curated record. Bases 266 to 1627 code for a protein of 453 amino acids. Lineage: Eukaryota; Viridiplantae; Streptophyta; Magnoliopsida; Asparagales; Asparagaceae. The transcript is spliced from 5 exons. Gene Ontology annotation, molecular function: protein binding.
UGAUUCUGGACCAAGACGAGAGGAUCUAGGCCCAUUAGUCUCCCUCUCACUCACUCUCUCACCAACUUCGUCGCCGAUCGCCAACUAACAAAAUCCCCCCUCUUUCUCACUCUCGAAAACCCUAAAAAAAGCCUCAGUUUCCACCCCAAAAACAAAAUUUUAAAAUCGGGGAGCUCUAAAAAUUGCAACUUGAUAUCGUUCAAAGCUCCGCCCUUGGAUAUCUCCUGGUUCUCUUCUUUGAUAUUUCUCAUGCUGUUGUUGAGGAAUGACCAGAAGUUUAUCGACUAGACUUCUGAAUAUAUGCAUUUCGUCUCUCUGCAAGGCUAAGAAAUUGGAGAGAGCUGAGGCUGUUAUUAUUGACAGUAUACGACUUGGUUCUCUUCCCGAUGUUGUCACAUACAAUACUCUUAUAUCUGCUUAUUGUCGUUUUGUAGGAGUACAUGAAGCACAUUCAAUUAUUCCUCGAAUGAGAGAAGCGGGAUUGAAACCCGAUGUUAUUACUUACAACUUACUAAUUGCUGGCGCCACUAAAUUUUCUUUAGCAGACCACUCCCUUCAAUAUUUCGAAGAGAUGUCUCAAAACUCAAUUCUUCCCGAUGAAUGUAGUUAUAAUACAUUGAUUCAUUGUUUAUUUAAAUCAGGAUGCUCCGAGGGCGCCUUUAGUAUAUUUCAAAAUAUGAUCGAGAGAAAUGUUCCCCCUUCAAUAAUUACAUACAACACAUUAUUGUAUGGUAUGUGCAAAGCUGGGUAUGCAAUAAAUGCUCUUAGAUUGUUCAGGGAAUUACGACAGUAUGGGUUUUCUGCAGAAUUGGUGACAUAUAAUAUUUUACUCGAUGGCCUUUGUAAAUAUGGUAGGUUGGCCGAAGCAAGAAGAAUUCUCAAGGAGCUAGGGGAAUCACAGUAUGCUCCAAAUGCUAUAACUUAUACAACGGUGAUGAAGUGUUGCUUUAGAUCUCGAAGGUUUCAACAAGGUUAUGAAGUAUUUUCGGGGAUGAUAAGCCGAGGGUACACUUCUGAUGCCUUUGCUUAUUGUACGGUUAUAAGCGCGAUGGUUAAAGUGGGUAAGAUUAAAGAGGCCUAUACUUUUGUCGCGCAAAUGUUCAAGAGCGGUACUGCACUUGAUGUAGCUUGUUAUAACACUUUAAUCUAUAUGUAUUGUAAAGAAGGUAAAUUAGAAGAUGCAAUUCAAUUAGCGAUGGAUAUAGAUGAGGCUUCGGAUGUAUAUACACAUUCUAUUCUUGUUGAUGGUUUGUGUAAAAUGGGUUAUGUUGAUGAUGCUCAUAAAAAGUUGAACGAUAUGGAAAGGAGGGACCUGGCAUCUAACUUGGUAGCUUACAAUAGUCUUAUUGAUGGAUUGUGUAAAUCAAGCGAUGUGGAAUUUGCGAUGAAUUUGUUUGGUAGGAUGAAAUCAAAGGAUUCUUUCACAUAUACAUCAUUACUACAUGGACUUUGCAAAGCUGGUAGAUAUCGAGUGGCAUCAAAACUUAUGAUUAUUUGCUUAGGUGAAGGUAUAUCCGUGCUUCCUUCAGUUAGACGUGCAAUUCUUGCCGGUCUCUGGUGUUUAGGAUAUAGGAGGGAUGCAAGGAAACUAAGGGCAGCAAUAAAGAAUGCGAGCUUAUCUUGGUAAAGAAUUGGAGAACAUAACAAAAUCAUGCAACGUGCCAAUCCGAAACCCAUUAUGAACUCAGGCGACAAGCGUGAGCUGGCUCACACUAAAUUAAUUGAUUGACAAAAUUUCGGAUAUACGGCGGAAUUCUUCACCUUCACAGGUGGUAUGGCUCCCUUUGCUCAGCAUUAAGGGAACAAUAAUGUUGGUAGUUUCCUUCAUACAAUUCCAUCAUGUAGUUCUUUGUUAUUUCUCUUCUUCCUCAGCCGACAGAAGCCCACCCCAAGUUCAUCUUCCCCGACGGAACCCUAACCCUAGCUCCUCCUAGCAUCCUAACAAUCGCCGCUUUUACCUCCUCUAACCGCCGCCGCUCAGCACUCCUCUUCACCCCAGUCGCCGCCCUUUUCUCCAGAAGCCGCUGAUCUUCCUCGUGCUCCCAUUCCUGUUGACCAGUCAACACCGAUCCCCCCUGCUCUUCUCUCCGUCAUCCCCGAGCCGAGCAGCCCCGCCUCUUCCUCUUUUGGUUCGACCAAUUUACCGUCCUCAGGAGGCUCCUCUUCUUCGGAGCCCUUGAUUUGGAUGUCUUUGAUGAUGUCGCCGACGUUGUAGCAGAGCUUCUUCAAUUCUUCGUCAUCGUCGAGCGGGUCAUAGGUUGUAACUGUGUUGGUUUUUUAUUGAAGACAGUGGAUUAGAUAUUGAACCAGCUUUGGAGCUUGGGUAUUGCUUGUCUGAUCUUCUGUAACAACGUGGCACUCAAGAUCAACCUCCAGAGCUAUAGUGGAGAUGAUGUUGACUUGGAACUUUGGUGAUUAUCAGAGUAAUAGUCCGUGGGCUUAUUGCUGAUGUUUUGGAGAGUAAAUAAGAAGAUUAGGUCACCAUUGCAUUUAUUUUCAACCGAGUUGAAAGCUUGGAGCCCAAAGCAUGAAGAUCGCCCAAAGCAGAACAAUAUGAAAGUUUUGGUCUUUCAUCUUCUAUGACGUGCCAUAUGUGAAAUGACAAAAAGUUGUUUUCGCAUGUACUUCAUCGGUCUGUAUGACCCAUUUGCUUAAAGCCUGAAGAGAACUGCGGACGCAAUAAGGGAGUUUUCAAUGCUAUUUGCAAUUCUCCCCAAUACCAUCAAAAAACUUACCUUUCCCCCCUUUUUCCUUGUAACAUUUUUCACUCUCAGGGCUUUGCUGCCAAAAACUAGUCAUUAAGAAAAUUUAAUUUUGGCAAAGGUGAAGAAAAAUUAUCAGUGGAUCUUGUCGCUGCCAAAUAAUUUUCUUUGAUUAUGAGUUUUGAAUAAGAUUGUAAGUUCUAGAGAAUUGUCUGAAACAGUCUAUUACAUGGCGCUUUAAUGGUCUACAAUUCUUCAA